Molecule: messenger RNA, 1359 nt
Organism: Rotaria sp. Silwood1
Lineage: Eukaryota; Metazoa; Rotifera; Eurotatoria; Philodinida; Philodinidae
Source: the annotation of a GenBank genome assembly
AUGGAUAAAAAGAAAAAGAGACAAUUAUUGCAAAGUCGUGAAGAUUUAAUCGCUCAACUUUAUCAAGAAUGUUUAUCAGUAAAUGAAAUAACAAAAUGGUCUCAAUUUGAACCAAUCUAUGAAAAAUUACAGAAAGUAAUUGAUAUAGAAAAAAAUCUGUUAAAAUCAAAUUCAAUAUGCAAUCGUGAAGAACACUUAAAUACUUUUAUCGAUUGGUUACACUCAAAUGGUGUUGACACAUCAAAUUUUGAAAUUUGUUCUUUUGAAAAUUACGGAUUUGGUUUAAAAGCAACAAAAGACCUUGCAUCUGACGAAUGUUUUCUUACUGUACCACGUUCAAUUAUUAUCACAAUGGAUACAAUUAUGACUUCAUCAUCGUUUGGUCCGUUAAUAAUAAAAGAUCAAUUACUUCGUUCAAUGCCAAAUGUAGCUCUUGCAUUAUUUCUACUUCAUGAACGAUCUCAAUCAAAAUGGCAACCAUAUAUAGAUGUUUUACCCCAUCAUUUUAAUACACCAUUGUAUUUUGAUUAUGAUCAACUUAAUAGGUUGAAAUCAUCUGCUGCACUUUGUGAUGUUUUAACACAUAUACAACGAAUAGCUAGACAAUAUUGUUACUUACACAAUCUUCUUAAAGGCCAAUUGUCAUUAUCAAAACUUACUGAAAAUUUUUCAUAUGAUGCUUAUAGAUGGGCUGUUAGCGUUGUUUCAACACGACAAAAUAAUAUAUUAAAUGAUCAUGGAGAACCCCAAUUAUCAUUAAUACCUGUUAUGGAUUUUCUUAAUCAUGAAUAUGGUCGAGAAUGUAUUCAUUAUGAUUUAAAACUUCAACAAAUUGAAUGUAAAACAAUGAAAGAUAUUAAAAAAAAUGAACAAAUAUUUAUUUUUUAUGGAAAACGAACAAAUGCAGAAUAUUUAAUACACAAUGGUUUUGUACCUAAUCAACCAAACCCAUAUGACACAUAUAUAUUAAAAUUGGUACUUUCAAAGACGGAUAAAGCCUAUGAAGAAAAAAGUCAACUUUUACAACGUUAUGGAUUAGAAACAUCAGAUAAAUAUCUGUUAUUCGUUGAAGAUGAACUUUUUAAUCCGGCUAUAUUUAUUUUCAUUAAAAUUUUUCUUAUGAAUUUAGAUGAUGUUUCUAAUGUUCUUUCAAAAAAUAUGACAAUGGAUGAGUUUUUUAAUAUAUAUGCAUUAGAUAAAGAUAAUGAUGUACGAACAUUUCUCAAAACACGUAUACAAUUAUUUAUUCGUUCAUUAAAUAUAGCAUCCUUUAAAACUCAUGACUUAAUUGAUCAUUUAUUAAUCACCGAACAUGAUAUUUUAACAAGAGCAUUAAAAAAACUUGAACUUCCUUAUUAG